Molecule: messenger RNA, 693 nt
Organism: Raphanus sativus (radish)
Lineage: Eukaryota; Viridiplantae; Streptophyta; Magnoliopsida; Brassicales; Brassicaceae
Exons: 3
Coding region: 116-622 (168 amino acids)
Source: RefSeq, a predicted model, not a curated record
CCGAACCGGACUCAGAUAUUUACGUGGUUUUGGAUCAGAUAGUGCUAGCUCACGAGUCAUAAGCUGCAUGCUAUAUUGAAGAAAAAUAGGGUUUUCUCGCAUAGUCUCUGUCUCGAUGGUUCCCGAUCCAGCGAUGGAAAGAUCCGAUCCUCCUUCACUGAAACGUCAGAAGACGGAGGAAGAAACAACCUGCUAUGAUGGCCGUCCCGAGGAUUUUGAUUCCGACGAGUGCACCGACGAGGACAUGCAACUGUUCGACCAAGAGUUGGAUAAGAUCGGCGGGGGUUAUGAAAUCGACUUCAGGAAAUUUCGCUACUGUUUUGGUUGGAAACCACUGGAUCUGGAUGAUAGCACAAUGGUUGAUGAGCCUGAAACCAACAAAGAUUUUAUCGCUACGUUGGCUAACCUGGCUCUCACUAAGCAUAACGCAGAAAGAGGAACAAGCUUGGAACUGGGCAAGAUUUUGAUUGCCAACUUUCAUCUAUCUUGUGGAUUCUCUUUCUACAUCUCAUUCCAAGUCAAUGAUCCUUCAGAUGGUAAUCAGACAAAACCCUAUCGAGCUGUGGUUCGCUACUUCCCAGGAGAUAUUGAAGUUGUCUCUUGCAAUCCCAAAGGGACAUAAACUCUGCUACGUUGUUUCAUCCUUCACAUUGUUGAAGUUGUCGUGUUUAUGUCCUACAUAUUUAGUGGUCA